AUGCAGACGCAAUGGCCUGUGAUCAACUAUAUCGGCAUGGUUGAAGAAAUCAACGCCGCAUAUAAGCUCUCAGGUGAUACACAACAAGCAGCGAUUUGCUAUGAGAAAUGUAAUGAUUUGCUUUUUCAAAUUGAGGAACGUGGAUAUUUUUUCAUCGCUCACACACAUCUCAUUCUCGCCGUGUUAGCUUAUUCCAGAGAUCCCACCUCCAUUCAACAACACAUCCAGAUCGCCCUUCUCCAAAUCCGCAAUUUCCUUUCCCUUCCCGAAAACGCCUGCAGAAUCGGUGUCUACGACCCCUCCGAUUGCACCCAUGCACUCUUUCUCAACAAACCCUACGCCGACAUAAGACUCAUGACCCAAUACCAUCUCUUCGUUCUCGCUCUCCAACAAGAACAUUCCGAUAUAGCUGGAAGUCCAUGGGACACGAUUUUCAAGGCGAUAGGCAAAGGAGAUGAUGCAUUUCGAUGCGAGGAUUACGAAAUGGAAGUCAAGAGUGCCGAAACGGGACUCUAUGUGAUGGAACCCUUUCAUAAGCCGAUAUUGCCGAAGAUUGCGAAGACGGAGGAUGAAAUUGCGAGUGAGAAGUGGGAGAGAGGUGCGAGGUGGUGGAGAUAUAUGAAUAGAGAGUUGGCGAAGGGACAUUUAGGAGAGGAUGUGCAUCUUUUGGGGGGAGCACAUCUUGCGCCCUUUUUCCUGACGGGAAUCUUUGGUUUCUGGGAUAGUUGCGUUGGGUGGAUUAGAGGGUAUGGGGGCUUGAGUGGAGAGGGUGGGGGAUGGAGGGGUGAUGGUGAUACUGGAGGGGAGAGCGCUAGGGUGGUGGACAAGGAUAGAGAGAGAUUGGAGCGAACUUCUAAUCGUGUUCGUCUCACCGGGUAUUGUAGGACCACGCUGCCUUUUACUCCGAAGAUUUUCGAUUAUAGGGAUUGUGUGUGUGUACAGCAUAAGGAGGUCUAUAGCAAUUGUUCUGAGAGGGAUAAAGCGAUCGCGGAUGCGGAGCUGAGGAUUCAGGGAUAUGCUAGUACGAGUGGAUGUGGAUAUCAGUGGGAUUUCUAA
Botrytis sinoallii is the source of this 1056-nucleotide messenger RNA. RefSeq lists its product as uncharacterized. The record is from RefSeq and is a predicted model, not a curated record. Bases 1 to 1056 code for a protein of 351 amino acids. NCBI's taxonomy places the organism in Eukaryota, Fungi, Ascomycota, Leotiomycetes, Helotiales, Sclerotiniaceae. The transcript is spliced from 5 exons.